Messenger RNA from Uloborus diversus, 3611 nucleotides. RefSeq names its product leucine--tRNA ligase, cytoplasmic-like (gene LeuRS). Gene Ontology annotation, biological process: leucyl-tRNA aminoacylation. The transcript has 27 exons. NCBI's taxonomy places the organism in Eukaryota, Metazoa, Arthropoda, Arachnida, Araneae, Uloboridae. The coding region runs from base 52 to 3564 and encodes 1170 amino acids. Gene Ontology annotation, molecular function: leucine-tRNA ligase activity; aminoacyl-tRNA deacylase activity; ATP binding. The record is from RefSeq and is a predicted model, not a curated record.
UUUACGUACGGUAAUUUCACAUGUGUCAAAAAAGCAAAAGUUGUCUGCAAAAUGUCUGGAGAAAGAAAAGGGACCUAUAAAGUUAACACAUUAUUAGACAUUGAAAAGAAAGUGCAGGAGAAAUGGGAAAAAGAAAAUAUUUUUGAAGAAGAUGUACCAGAAGAUGUACAUGGUGUUGAAAAAUUCUUUGUUACGUUUCCGUAUCCUUACAUGAAUGGCCGAUUGCAUUUAGGACAUACAUUUUCUUUGUCAAAAUGUGAGUUUGCUGUUGGUUAUCAAAGAAUGCAAGGAAAAAAGUGUCUUUUUCCAUUUGGAUUACAUGUAACUGGGAUGCCUAUAAAGGCUUGUGCUGAUAAAUUGAAGUAUGAAAUGGAAACAUUUGGAUUUCCUCCAAAUUUUCCUGAAGAUACUGGAAAUGAAAGUGUUGAUAAAGAUGAAGAAAUUAAAAUGCCUGCUGAUAAAAGUAAAAGCAAAAAAAGUAAGCUGGUUGCAAAAACUGGAGGUGCAAUGUACCAGUGGAGAAUAAUGGAAUCAUUAGGUCUUUCCAAUGAAGAAAUCAAGAAAUUUGCUGAUGCUGAUCAUUGGCUACAGUAUUUCCCUCCUCAUACUGUUAAAGAUUUGAAAGCUAUGGGAAUUAAAGUUGACUGGCGAAGAACUUUCCUCACUACAGAUCGUAAUCCUUAUUAUGAUUCUUUUGUUCGAUGGCAGUUUCUGAGAUUGAAAGAGAGAGGAAAAAUACAAUUUGGUAAAAGGUAUACAAUAUUUUCUCCAAAAGACAACCAGCCAUGUAUGGACCAUGACCGAAGCUCAGGCGAAGGCGUUGGUCCACAAGAAUAUACUUUAAUUAAAUUAAGGAUAUUAGAACCUCUUCCUCAAAAACUUAGCUCUUUCACUGGAUUUUCUGUCUUUCUCGUGGCUGCUACUUUAAGGCCUGAAACUAUGUAUGGCCAAACAAAUUGCUGGGUAAGACCAGACAUGAAAUACAUAGCAUUCCAGUUAUUCAAUGGAGAUAUAUUCAUUAGUACUCGAAGAGCUGCUCGAAACAUGAGUUAUCAAGGUUUCACAUCUGAAAAUGGGAAAGUUUCUGUAUUAAUGGAAUUAGAAGGCAAAGAUAUUUUAGGUUUGGCUGUAGAAGCUCCAUUGACAUCAUAUCCACAGAUAUAUACACUUCCUAUGUUAACAAUCAAGGAAGAUAAAGGCACUGGCAUUGUAACAAGUGUGCCAUCGGAUUCUCCUGACGAUUUUGCUGCAUUGUGUGAUUUGAAAAAAAAGCCCGAUUUAAGGAAAAAAUUCAAUAUUUCUGAUGAAAUGGUCAUGAAGUAUGAACCGGUACCAAUUGUAAAUAUUCCUGAUUAUGGAUCAUUGGCGGCUCCGAAAGUGUGUGAAGAACUCAAAGUGCAAAGUCAGAAUGAUAAAGAUAAACUUGCAUUAGCAAAGGAUAAAAUAUACCUUAAAGGCUUCUAUGAAGGUGUCAUGUUAGUAGGGAAGUAUAAAGGUCAAAAAAUCCAAGAUGUUAAGAAACUGAUCCAGAAGGAUAUAAUUAAUAUGGAAAAAGCUGUGCUUUACAUGGAACCGGAAAAAAAAGUUAUGUCCAGAUCAGCUGAUGAGUGUGUUGUAGCACUUUGUGAUCAAUGGUACCUUGAUUAUGGUGAACCUUCUUGGAAAGCUCAAGCCCUUGAUUGUUUGGCGAAAAUGGAUACUUAUCAUGAGGAAGUGAGGCGGAACUUUAUUGCCACUUUAGAUUGGUUAAAAGAACAUGCUUGUUCUAGGUCGUAUGGUUUAGGUACAAAAUUGCCAUGGGAUGAAAGUUGGCUCAUAGAAUCAUUGUCAGAUUCAACAAUUUAUAUGGCCUAUUACACUGUUGCACAUUUACUACAAAAUGGUGUGAAGGGAAGUCUUGAUGGUUCCAAAGGUUCACCAGUUGGUAUCACGCCUCAUCAGUUGACUCCAGAUGUUUGGGACUAUAUCUUCUUUAAAGAUUCUCCUUAUCCGAAGACAGAUAUUCCAAAGCAAAUUUUAAAGAAGUUGAAACAUGAGUUUGAGUUUUGGUACCCAUUAGAUAUACGAUGUUCUGGAAAGGAUCUUGUACCUAAUCACUUGACAUAUUUCAUUUACAACCAUUGCGCUAUAUGGGCUAAUGAACCUGAAAAAUGGCCCAAAGCUGUCAGAGCUAAUGGUCACCUUUUGUUGAACUCUGAAAAAAUGUCUAAAAGUACAGGAAAUUUUCUUACUCUGUCUCAAGCUGUUGAAAAAUAUUCUGCAGAUGGUAUGAGACUAUCUUUAGCUGAUGCUGGUGAUGGAGUUGAAGAUGCUAAUUUUGUUGAAAGCAUGGCUGAUGCUGGUGUCCUACGCCUUUAUUCGUUUUUGGAGUGGGUGAAAGAAAUUAUGUCUUCAAAAGAUCAACUUAGAAGUAGUGAAACUUUAACUGUCAAUGAUAAGGUGUUUAUAAGUGAAAUGAGUUACUGCAUUACCCAAGCCGCUGAGUAUUAUGAAAGGCUAAUGUUCAAAGAAGCUUUGAGGACUGGCUUUUUCGAACUACAAGCAGCUAGAGAUAAAUAUAGAGAGCUCACGGUUAAGGAAAAUAUGAGACAAGAUUUAGUUUUUAAAUUUAUUGAAACUCAACUUUUGCUCCUGUGUCCGAUUUGUCCCCAUAUAUCCGAAUACAUAUGGGGACUACUUGGAAAGGAAAGCAGUAUAAUGCAUGCAAAAUGGCCUAUUGCUGAAAAAGUUGACACAACUUUGCUAAAAUCAUCUGCUUAUUUUAUGGAUGCUGUUCACAAGUUUCGACUAAGGAUGAAAACACUACUUUCUAAGAAAUCUACUACUGUAUCCAAACCAACUCAUGCUGUUAUUUGGGUUGCAAGAACCUAUCCCACCUGGCAGUCUUUAGUUUUAAGUACUUUGCAAAAUUUGUAUAAGAAUGACCAGUUUCCUGAAAAUAAAGUAAUAUCGUCCGAACUUGGUAAGCUUCCUGAGCUCAAGAAGUAUAUGAAAAAGGUGAUGCCUUUCGCUCAAAUGAUGAAGGAGAAAGCACAAGCUAAUGGUAUUUCAGCAUUGAAUCUGUUUCUGGACUUUGAUGAGAUGACAGUACUACAAGAACAUAAAGAAUACCUUUUGAGCACAUUAGAAUUACAAGAAAUAUCUUUUAAGUACACUGAUGAAGCAACUGACAAAGCACUUGAAGAUUGUUGCCCUGGAGAACCUAUCAUUGUUUAUUCUACUGCACCAUCUCUGCCUUUAAGGCUAAUCAAUCAACAGCCAUGCAGUGGUUAUUUUGAAAUGGAAAUACCUAUUUAUGAUGGGACAGAAGUGUCAAAUGUGGUUUCCCACAUUUGUAAAAUGCAAAGAAUAUCAGAUGCUGAUAAAGUAAAACUUUUGAGGUAUGGAGAUAUUUUAGCUGGACCUCGUACUAUUCCAGUUCUUGGUCUGACAGAGAAAGGAAAGAUUCCAAUUGUAUUGAAUUCUAAAUUUUUCAUUGAUCUUGAAAGAACUGCUAUUUUCGUUCAAGAAAAUGGACAUAAACAUGAAACUGGGUCACAAAUAAGCUACAUUGUUGAACAGUGACUUAACAGCUGUAUAAUAUAUUUAUUUUAAUAAAAUAUUUAAGACUA